GAGGAAGCGGCGGCCACGGCGGCUGCGGCGCCCAGAUAAGGAAACUGAGACCCACCGUGAGACCCUGAGGACACUUACAGUAGGAUAGAACUUAAGGAUCUAGAACUUGGAUUUUUGGACCUGCCUCCAAAAAGCUGGGGAUUUCUGCUGGGAAGACUCCACAGGCUUGGUACUCCAUCCUGGAGCAGCUUCCAUAGCCGCUGGCCAGCCUGGGGCUCGGAGAUGGCCUCCAGCUCAGCCAGCAGCCCUCACCCAGCCCCUGGUGAGAAUGAGUUUCCCUUUGGCUGUCCCCUCACCACGUGCCAGGAUCCGUCAGAACCCAGGGCCCUCUGCUGUGCUGCCUGUCUCUCUGAGAAUCUGAGGAACACCCAGGAUGCACUCUGCCCCAAAUGCAGAGGGAACAGCCUACAACCUGGAACCUCAGACAGCCUGACUCAGGAGAAGGUGGUCCCAGAGGCGACUGAGGAUGGCGUUGUGUGUCCCUUUGCAAGUGUGGGCUGCUCCUUCAAGGGGAGCACCCAGUCCACACAGGAUCAUGCAGCCACCUCCCAGGCCUCCCACCUCAACUUGCUGCUGGGUUUCAUGAUCCAGUGGAAAGCCCAGCACAGCUCCCAUGCAGGGUCCGGAUCCACAGCCCUGGAGCAGAACCUGUCACACCUGCAGCUGCAGGCAGCUGUGGAGCCGGCAGGGGAUGUGGAGGUGGACUGCUACCAGGCCCCCAGCUCUGAGAGCCAGGAGGAGCUGCUUCUGCAGCGCUUCCUGAAGGAGAAUCUGCUGGCUGAGCUGGAGGAGAAGUUGCGAGUGUUUGAGAACAUUGUCGCUGUCCUCAACAAGGAGGUGGAGGCCUCUCACCUGGCCCUGGCUGCCUCUGCCCACCAGAGCCAGCUAGACCGGGAGCACCUCGAAAGCUUGGAGCACAGGGUGGUAGAAUUGCAGCAGACACUGGCCCAAAAAGACCAAGCCCUGGGCAAGCUGGAGCAGAGCCUGCGUCUCAUGGAGGAGGCCUCCUUCGAUGGUACCUUCCUGUGGAAGAUCACCAACGUCGCCAGACGCUGCCAUGAGUCAGCUUGCGGCAGGACCAUGAGUCUCUUCUCCCCAGCUUUCUACACUGCCAAGUACGGCUAUAAGUUGUGCCUGCGGCUGUACCUGAACGGGGAUGGCACAGGCAAGAGGACCCACCUGUCCCUUUUCAUCGUGAUCAUGAGAGGGGAGUAUGACGCCCUGUUGCCAUGGCCUUUCCGGAACAAGGUCACCUUCAUGCUACUCGACCAGAACAACCGUGAGCAUGCCAUCGAUGCCUUCCGGCCCGACCUCAGCUCAGCCUCCUUCCAGAGGCCUCAGACUGAAACCAAUGUGGCCAGCGGCUGCCCAUUGUUCUUCCCCCUCAACAAGCUGCAGUCGCCCAAGCAUGCCUACGUGAAGGACGACACCAUGUUCCUCAAGUGCAUUGUGGACACCAGUACUUAGAGUCACUGGGGUUCCUGAAAAAGGACUCACUCAGUCUAGGGGCUUAGCAAGGUGAUUGGCAGCCUGCCCUUCAGGCUUGCAGUCCUGGGACAGAGCAUGAUGGGCUGCUGGACAGAAAAAAUUGACUAUGGCUGCUAUCAAGAUGCUGGGACCUUGGGGUGGGGCUCCAAAAGGCAGAGGAUACUGAAGGAGACAGCACGAUUGCUCCCCUCCUCACAGACCAUGCAUCGCUGAGAGGCAGCCCUGAAUGUUGAGGCCAUUUUCCACUGAGAUUGGGAGAAGCUGGCCCCAGCCUGAGGCAUCACAGGGAGCCAGAGCAAUCGGGCCUGCGCAGAGAAGUUCUCAGGAUAGGAGGGUCUCAUAGGGCCCAUGGAGAGCUAGAAACUUGCUUGUUCUCCCUAGUUCUCCAUCACUGGAAGUGAACAGGUAAAGCCAAAGGGCUAUGCUAAGGAAAGGGCACCAAGUAAAGAUUGGAUUUAAAGUUUCUUAAAACCAUAAGAGUCCUAAUGUUGGCCUCCUGACCCAGGCAAGGCCUAGACCCUAGACUCCUAGGAACACUAGAGCCUCGCGCCUUCGGGCUCCUCACCUACCCAUAGCAUCUCCAGGUAGGCCGAGUGGCCCCCAGGCACUGUUCCCUGGCAGCCCAGCUUCCCCACAUGCAGGAGCACAUACAGGCCCUGUCAUCUGUGCCUCCACCAGCCAGUCCCCUUCCUUCCAUGCGGGUGAAAGCUCUCAGGAGGAGCCAGAAGGAAUGUGCAGGUGUGGGGGUGCUGGGGAAGUCAUCAGCUUUCCACUUUCCUGCCUCAACCCCCCCCUCCCCGUGUGCUUUCCACAAUCCCAGUCACCUCAGUAUUCACUUCCCUCAACUGACUGACCAGGGCCUCUCAGCUACUUGGCAAAGCUUGUCCCUUUAAAUAUGUAUAAACCAA
Molecule: messenger RNA, 2396 nt
Organism: Perognathus longimembris pacificus (Pacific pocket mouse)
Lineage: Eukaryota; Metazoa; Chordata; Mammalia; Rodentia; Heteromyidae
Gene: Traf1
Product: TNF receptor associated factor 1
Exons: 9
Coding region: 223-1467 (414 amino acids)
Biological process (GO): positive regulation of JNK cascade; tumor necrosis factor-mediated signaling pathway; regulation of apoptotic process
Cellular component (GO): plasma membrane signaling receptor complex; cytoplasmic side of plasma membrane
Molecular function (GO): zinc ion binding; tumor necrosis factor receptor binding; ubiquitin protein ligase binding
Source: RefSeq, a predicted model, not a curated record